Molecule: messenger RNA, 592 nt
Organism: Cataglyphis hispanica
Lineage: Eukaryota; Metazoa; Arthropoda; Insecta; Hymenoptera; Formicidae
Product: acylphosphatase-1-like
Exons: 4
Coding region: 37-414 (125 amino acids)
Molecular function (GO): acylphosphatase activity
Source: RefSeq, a predicted model, not a curated record
CAAACAGAGUCGCCGCGGAAAACGUUUCGACGUCGAAUGAUCGGAUUCACCAUCCUCUUUUGCUCAUUAAUCUCGUCGUCGUUUCUCGAACAAUCAUCGCCACAUCCGGGACAUUACCCGAUAAUGUCGAGGAUGCUCGCGGUAGAUUUCGAGGUCUUCGGCAUCGUGCAAGGUGUCUUUUUCCGGAAGUAUACGCAAAAACGUGGUAAGGAAUUGGGUUUGAAAGGAUGGUGCAUGAACACCUCGAACGGUACCGUCAUCGGUCAUUUAGAGGGGAAGAAGACUCAAGUCGAAGAGAUGAAACAGUGGCUUCGUCACACCGGCAGUCCUCACUCGCGGAUCGACAAGGCGGAAUUUCGCAACGAGAAAGAAAUCUCGCACCCGUCGUUUACGAAUUUUGAAAUUCGGAAAUAGGAGCGCUCGCUCGCGAGUAGAGUUGUAAUAAAAAUAUAAAUGUCCUAAUAAUUAAUUUGAACAAUUUAAGUGGUCGCUCUUAUAAUCAAAUCGUUAUUUAAAUAAAUAUAAUAUAAAAUGUAUAACAAAAUUUUUAUCCUUCAAUGACAGCUGUCAAAUAUAUUUUAGACGAAAAUCA